Molecule: messenger RNA, 3389 nt
Organism: Salpingoeca rosetta
Lineage: Eukaryota; Choanoflagellata; Craspedida; Salpingoecidae
Product: TK protein kinase
Exons: 3
Coding region: 1-3261 (1086 amino acids)
Biological process (GO): protein phosphorylation
Molecular function (GO): protein tyrosine kinase activity; ATP binding
Source: RefSeq, a predicted model, not a curated record
AUGCUCCUCGCACAAGCCUGUGAUCUCCCGACUCAAGUUGUCAUCGACGCCACAACGGAUGUCAGCGUGGUGUACGAUACGCUGGACGCCGGCACGUCUGCGUGCGUGCUGUUUGACGUGGACCACGUUGAGCUGCCGCAGACGCUGAGCACGAAGCCGGGCGCCCAAGUCGUGUUUUCCCCUGCCCCUGGCCGCUCGCACGUCACGGCCUACGUGGCCGGGAACCUCGUUGCACAGGCAUCCCCUUCAAACGCAGAGAGCGGCCUCACCUUCAGAGGCGUCACAGUCGAGCCUGCAGGCAAUGGUGACGCCAGCGGCAGUGGCGGCGGUGACGGUGGUGAUGCUGGCGGUGCUGAUCCUGCCGUGAUUGCGCUCGCUGCUGUGCUCGGGAUCCUGAUGCUGGUGAAUGUUGCCGUGCUGAUUGUCCGGCGCAGAAGAGCCGCCCAGGGCUCUGGCGGUCGCAAGCGCGAGGUGCGUUUGUGCAGGUCUGCCCGCGACACCUUCUCCUCGCUCAUGGACGGGUCCACGCUCAUCCGCUCCAGCCAGUGCCGCAACGCCGGCGAACUGACUCUGCUCGCACGCGACCCGCGCAGCAUCCGUGUGGCGUCUCUGGACGUCAAAUGCGGGGCGCACGAGCUGUGGCGGGCAACGUUUGUGGAGAAUAUGGUGCCGCUCUACGUCAAGCGAGCACAGCAAGGCCGCGUCAUGGAUGACAAGGUCAUGGAACAACUGCUGCUGGAGGCACAGCUCAUGACGAUGCUUGACACCAAGUUUGUCGUGCAGUUCUACGGCUACACGUUCACGCGCGACGAGGGCGUGUCGUUGCUGUAUGCGUAUCCGAACGGAGGCACGCUUCGCGUGGCCGUGAAACAGCACCUCACCACGCAGGACAGCGCGGAGCGUGUGGGCGUGCUCAUCAAGUGCCUGGUGCAGGUUGCGCAGGCGAUCGAGUACCUCCACACCAACGACGUGGUGCAUGGCUCGCUUUCUGCGGAUGCCGUGUAUGUGACUGCCAACCUGCACAAGGCGCGCAUUGCUGGGUUUUGUCCUUCCUCUGGCAAGCUCGGCGACUCGGAGCUCCUGCAGCCUCCCGAAACGCCCCGCAUCAAAUGGGUUGCGCCAGAGUGUGUGGAGCAAGGACGUAUGAGCAAAGAAGGGGACGUGUGGUCGUUUGGCGUGCUGUGCUGGGAGGCGUUCUCCCAGGGCACCACCCCCUUUGACAGCGUGUCUGGUCUGCAGGCUUACUCGCAGAUGCUGCACGGCCACCGCCUUGACCUUCCAAGUGACUGCCCUUCACAGGUGUAUGACCUGAUGCUGCACGCAUGGAACGCCAGCCCCUCCGACCGGCCCCACGCACACGCACUUGUCAAGCAGUGGCAGCAGGCACUGCAGUCGCUCACAUCCACGGGCUAUGCGCGUGUGCCCAGCACGUACGACGAUGGCAGCGAGGCUGGCGACGACGUGGGCGGUGUCCCACCGCAGUCCAGUCUGCGCGACCGCAAGCGCCGGUUCUCUUUCCUGCGUCGCAUCUCCACCCGCAACCAAGGGUAUGUCAUUUCCGGGUCCAGCAAGGCAACUGCAGCGAACCUGGCCGACCUUGCUGGGCGCACGUCCUCCAAGCGGCGCUGGGCAGACACAUACGGACCAACCACAGAUGACGAACUCUUCGAUCCAGUGGACCGCGCUGAUGUCGGUGGCGAUGGCAGCACGGUGGCCCACGACGGCCACAAGCUUGACGAACAAGGCGGGGAAGAGAUGGAGCUGAAGACAACACACUCGACAGCAGAGGCUACGACGCUGCUUGAAGGCGAUGGCACAACUGCCCCGGAGACGCUGGCGUUUGUGGAGAACGAUCUCGUUGAAGCAAGAAGCCACCCGCCGAUUCCAGAGGAAGAUGAGGAGGAUGCAGAAGCAUCACACCAAAGCAAAGGCCAACCCACACCAUCUCUCGAUGGGACCAGCACCAGCACCAGCAGCACCGGAGCUACCACAAGCUCCGGCACCAAAGCGCAGGAACAGCAGCAGCUUCAAGAAAAAGAGGGGAAGCAGGAGGAGAAGCAGGCGGAGAAGGCGGAGGAGGGCCCAACAGACUGGGGCAGCCUCGCUGACGCUGACAGUCAUGAUGACCAGCACAAACAGCACAUGGACAGCGAUGACGGGGGCGAGGAUGAUGGCCAAGAGGGCAACGUGCGGGUGUCGCUCACACAUGAGGAAUACAUCGAGAUUGCGUGUGCAGAUGACGACCAACGGGACAAGGACGAUGAAUGCAAUCUGGAUGCCCCGGAGGGCGCUGGCAACGAGGACGCCAGCGAUGCAGCCGCCACCACCAGCAAUGCAGCCGCCACCACCAGCAACACCAACAACACCAACACCGUCAACAGCAGCAAAAGCAACAGCAGCAACAACAGCGAUAACGCAGCACCCAAAGCCAUCGUGACUGACAAGAACGGCGACGGCAAGGAAGGCGACACACAGGCCUCUGCUUCCACUGAGACUGAUGCACAUUCACCCGCUGUGGCUGUGCCUGUACUGGACGUGACACCUGACUACGGUCGCCCUGUGCAGACACAAGUGCAGACCAGCGCUGCCGUGCCCACAACAAAAGCAACAACAACAGCAACAACUACUGCACCGCCACCUGCAGCUGAUAGCAACUACGAGGAUGUGGCGUUCGCAGACAACGCUGCCACUGCCACCGCUACCACCACUGCCACAGCAACGGGUGUUGCGCCCCAGAAAGCUAAAGGACACGGACUGCAGCUACAGUAUGAGAGUUUGUAUGAGGACACGCACGCACAAGCGCACGCCACCGAUCCACCACCACUGGCUCCGCCUGUGAAUGUGCAGUUGGUGGAAGACGCGGGCCUGUACGAGACAGUGACGCAAGUUGGUCCACAGGUGCUGGUGGUUCCACACACGCCAAGCGCGCCACCACCAGCUGCCCGCCCGCCACUGCCUGGGGUGCCACCGCCACUGCCACCCAAGAAAGCGCCGACAGCGGGCGAGCACAUGGUCCCCGCUGUCCACUCCCAGCCUCGAUCCGCAGCGCCAUUCAGAGGCAUGGCACCACCACCACCACCGCCGGCCGCCACACACACCAGCGCUGUUCUCGCUCAGCAGCCCGCCUACGAGAUGCCUCUUCCUGCCACUCCCGAGCAAGGCGUGCAAAGCGGCCAGCAGCAGGGUGCACCGCCACUCCCACCACGCGCCCCUCUCAUGGAGGACGACCAGCUUUACGAGCAAGUUGACGACAACAAGUAGAGGUUGUGUUGUGUGACGAGCUAGCAACGGCGCUGAGGGACAGGCUCAGGAAGGAGGGCUGUUGACUUGAGUCUGGCUUUCAUUCCGGCGUCCUCCUGGUGUUGGAAGCCACCUCACCGCGCCGCACG